Molecule: messenger RNA, 843 nt
Organism: Rhipicephalus sanguineus (brown dog tick)
Lineage: Eukaryota; Metazoa; Arthropoda; Arachnida; Ixodida; Ixodidae
Product: transmembrane and ubiquitin-like domain-containing protein 1
Exons: 3
Coding region: 215-823 (202 amino acids)
Source: RefSeq, a predicted model, not a curated record
ACCCUCAAACCCGACACUCCCCACAUUGCCGACAAUCAUCGCUUGUUUGCUGACGAGCUUAAACAUUGGCGUAACGUAGUUCCCUUGAAAUUAUUAAAAUCGUUAACUUCGCAGCCCCGGCAGUUUGAAGAGCAGUUCGUCAGCUGGCACGCUUCGUCUACCUUCGCAGCUAUGUUCCAUAAGAGUAUGCCUUUAGUUUAGACAAUCCGCUAAGAUGUCCGAGGCCAGUGCCACGCUGAUCGAAGGAAUCGGCGACGAGGUGCUGGUGUUUGCAUCCAUCUCUUUCACCUUAGUCGCCGGUCUCCUCGUGGUCGUCUACGUCCAGUCGGUUUUUUCGACACGCAGUGGAGCACAGGAUCAGUCUACGCGGCAGGACGUAAGCUCUGCACAGAAUGGCAGUGCCCGUGUUAUGGCCUCUGCGCCAUCCGGGGGGGACCGUGCGUCGCCCAGGCAGACUGAGCUCGCUCCUGGCGACAGUGAAGCGGCGACGAGCGAUUCUUCAGCCAGUCGAGACCGCGGUGACGAGUCCCGGCCGCUGCAGCCGGAGUGCGAGGAACGCAGCGCCGAGGAAGAAGAGCUGAGCCCCGACGUCGUUCGUCAGAGGCGGCUGGAUUUCAUCGAGAGGAGCUCUCGCGUCGAAAGUAUAAGCGGCGUCGAGCCGGUGGAGCCGGACUCGGGUGAAGACUCGGCCCACUCCACCGAGGAAGCAGCACGAGAAGAGGAAGAAGAAGAGGGCUUCGCCAUCCGCCUCAAGUACUUGAAUGACACCGAGCGCUGCGUUAGGGGCAAGCCAGACGAGACAGUAGGAUCGUUCAAGAGGUAAGCACUCGGUGUCCUGCUUAC